CCAUCACAUGCUCCCUCCCCUUCACAAGACUCUGACCCGAUGAAGAGCUUGGCCCUCUCUAUGGGAGAAAGAUCAUUUUUAGUAUCUGCACAGUUGUUUAUUUCACACCGGGAACCUUUAUUCAUGCGAGACUUUCAGUAAUUUCAUGUUUGGGGCGGUGAGUUAUUUAGGGGCGCAAAAAACUAGCCCUAAAAUGCCAAAGAAUUCACGCUGUGAAACACCGAAAACGGAAUUAAUGGCUCUCAUGUAAAGUCAUAUUUGUUUGAUUGUUUUUUUUUAAAGAAGCGAAUUGAAGAAUUUGGGAUAAAAUAUCCAGAGGUUAUAAAGUGAAGUCGGAACGGAGCCCGUAUAUCCCUGGUAUUUUACAAGCUCGUGUCCUAAGCCAUGGGGGCAUUUUUGGACAAGCCGAAAACAGAGAAGCACAAUGCCCACGGUGCAGGUAAUGGCCUGCGCUUUGGUCUGAGCAGCAUGCAGGGCUGGCGGGUGGAGAUGGAGGACGCUCACACAGCAGUGGUGGGCCUCCCGCAUGGCCUGGAUGACUGGUCCUUCUUUGCCGUUUACGACGGGCAUGCUGGUUCACGUGUGGCCAACUAUUGCUCAAAACACCUACUGGAGCACAUUAUUAGCAGCAGCGAGGACUUCCGGCCUGGUCGCGACUCGGUAGAGGGUGUAAAGAGCGGAAUUCGCUCUGGCUUCCUGAAGAUAGAUGAGUAUAUGCGCAACUUUUCUGAGCUGCGUAAUGGUAUGGACCGUAGUGGCUCGACAGCAGUGGGCGUGCUGCUCUCGCCAGAGCACCUCUAUUUCAUCAACUGUGGCGAUUCUCGUGCUGUGUUGUGCCGUGCUGGUCAGGUGCGCUUCUCUACUCAGGACCACAAGCCCUGCAACCCCCGUGAGAAGGAGCGCAUCCAGAACGCUGGCGGCUCCGUUAUGAUCCAGCGUGUCAACGGCUCUCUCGCAGUGUCACGUGCCCUUGGUGACUACGACUACAAGUGUGUGGACGGAAAGGGACCCACAGAGCAGCUGGUGUCACCUGAGCCUGAGGUGUUUGAAAUUCCUCGUGUUCCAGAUGAGGAUGAGUUUGUGGUGCUGGCUUGUGAUGGCAUCUGGGAUGUCAUGAGCAAUGAGGAGCUAUGUGAUUUUGUGCGCUCCCGUCUGGAGGUGUGUGAUGACUUGGAGAAAGUCUGCAACUCUGUGGUGGACACGUGUCUACACAAAGGCAGUCGUGACAACAUGAGUGUUGUGCUAGUUUGUUUGCCCAAUGCACCAAAGGUAUCGGAGGAGGCAGUGAGAAGGGAGGCAGAGCUGGACAAGUUUCUGGAGUCUCGUGUUGAGGAGAUCAUGGAGAAGUCAGGAGAGGAAGGCGUCCCAGACCUGGCUUGUGUCAUGCGCAACCUCUCUGUUGAGAACAUCCCAAACUUGCCACCAGGAGGUGGUCUUGCGAGCAAACGCAGUGUAAUUGAGGCCGUGUACAACAGGCUUAACCCACAUAGAGAAGAUGAUGGGAGUGGAGGUGACCUGGAUGACCCGUGGUAGCCAGAGACACCCACGACUGCAGUCUUCACACGAGAAUGUCCUCAGUUCACACAAAAAGAAAAUCUUUACUCUUACGUUUUGGUUUUGAUUCCAAGAGAUUCAUAGGAAAAUUCAAAGCCUGGAACGGAAACACAAACGCAUCAAAACACUUAUUUCGACAAUGAGGAAUCUACAGAAAUGGCAAGAUUUUUUUUUUUUUUUUUUUUAAAAGAACUGCACCAUUGUAUGGUAGAGAGAAAUAAUUUCACUUUUUGUUUCAUGAUUUUUUUUUUUUUUUUUUUGUUCCCCUUCCCACUGUAAGUUAAUAGAGUGAUGAGACUGAGGAUUUGUGACUUCUUGAACUGUAGGAGAGACUCUGGACUUAUUGCCUGGUGGACAGACUGCAGCACCAGUGAAAGCUCUGAGAGGGAGAGGCGAGGUGUUUGGACCUCUGUCAAUGAUGCAGGGUGCUCUAGCAUGAUGAGCUUCCCCUGCUCUUCCUCACCUGUCUCCUACAUGGCUCUCCUCUUCACUUUACGCAUGCACAGCUUUCCAGAGACAUGACCGAUAGGCAUUACUUAUUUCGGAGUGUUCACCAUGUUCAGCCACCAAAUGCCACCAACUCUACUUAAACCCUGCAUUUUACACUCUUCUCUGAUUUUUCUCUCGUUUGUCAUCCUCCUGCUUGAAUAUCCUUAUAUAUCUUUUUGCAUUUUGUUAGCAGUUAUAAUUUGUCAGAUGCUAGUUUUGGUGCUUGCAGUAAAAAAAAAAAAAAAAAGUAGCACUCAUUAGAACAAGUGUUAACUAGGACAAGUGCACUCAGCAGCUUGGGGGGAAAUGAACUACUGUAGGGAGUGUAAAUAUGGUGAGCUUUUGGGUGGCCUCGUGUGCUGUCCUUCCACUUUCUGUGGCACUCACUAUAAAACCGAUCUUAACAAUCCAGUUCUAAAGGAUCCUCAGCCGAAUCCAUAAUUUUAGCAUAUUCUGCAGUCUUUGAUUUAAAUCUGUUUUAAUAAGUGAAAUCUAUUUUUGUGCAGUAGAUGAUUUAGUACAAUUGGGGAUCCAGAAGAACUGGCUUCAAAGCCUCUUUUAAAGCCUCCAGAUCUUUUACCUUCGCAUUUCUCUACUUGUGGUCCUGACUUUGUGGCUUGCCUUCUGUUUUUUUGUUUUCCUCUAAAACCAAUGUAUUAUGUAGAACCAUUUAACACGAAACAUUUUAACUUAAUUUUUUAAACAAUUCUGCAUUUUAAAGCUUUUUUAUUAAAGCUUUUUUUUUCAUUAUGAUCUAUGGGUAUAAUUGGUAUUUUUUGCGGUUAGAUUUGGUUGCAGGGGAAUAGCAUGAUUUUGAAUAAAGUACUUGAGACAGUUGAGGUUGGUAGAGUAUUUCUAAAGGAAAUCCGCUGAACUGCAUGCAUGCAUAUAAUUUUGUGAUGUUUGCCAAGACAACAGUGUGCAGACACUACUCCAGUAGGACUCUAGUAGGUACUGGAACUAUUCAUGGGUGAUUUUUUUUUUUUUUUUUUUUUUUUCCUUUUUUUUUUUUCUUUUUUUUCUUCUUCUUCUCUUCCCCUCUCUCCUCACCCCCUUUUUUUUCUUGCACCCCCUCUUUGGCAAUGGGUUGACAUUUAUUUAACGUAACAGUAUUUUUGGUUUCACAUGUUAAUCUGUGCCUGUGAGAAUCCUUGGCAUUAAGGGGCUUGCUUGCAGGACACUUGGCUAUAGAUGAAUGUACCCCUUUGUUUACACAUUGAUGCAAACAUGCAUGUAUAGUGUUGAACAACUUCUGUGUUGCUCAUGGCUUUCAUGCCCAAGUAUCAAGGUAGCCUUGAGAUGUAUGUAUGGAUGACAAAUUAAAGGAAAAAUCAGUGGGUCUCUUAUGCUGUGGAGGGCAUUUUGUAGUAUGAAAGAUCUCUGUCCUGUUGGGAGUGGUUAAUUCAGGAAAGACUUCAGAAAAUGCUCCCAUCCACAGGGCAUGAGGAUGAGUUUGAGUUUGAAAAGAAUGUUGAUCUCAUGCUCUGACCAUCAGAGUUUCCAGAUUUCAACCCUGUUGCGUGCACACACAUGGGAGACUAGAAUUAUGUGUUACUGUCACUCUGCCCCACCAUCAUCAAAACACUUAUUGAGGUAGUAUAUUUUAUCAUCUCUCCAGGACAAUUUUAGAGACUGAGAAUCUGUGCUAAGGCCUGUUGAAGUUCUUCUGAUAGAAGAUUAUGGUGGCUUAACCUCCUUAAAACACAUUUUUAAAGUUUUUCUUUAAUUUGUCACCUGUCUGUGUGAUAAUCAGACUAAAUCCUGUUACACACUUGUCAUAUAUGCUCAUUUGAGCUAACUUUGUCCAAGCUAGAGAAGCUAUGACUUUUAUUCGAGGCCUUUCUUUAAAAAAAGAAAGAAAAAAAAAAAAAUUCUCCCCUCCCUUCUGAUUUCACUGACCUCACCUGAUCUGGUGUGCAGCUUUAAAAUGUGUCUUUCAAUUUGAGAUUGUUUGUGUGUGUAUGUAUAUAAAUAUAAAUAUAAAAAAAUAUAUAUAUAUAUUAAAAAAUAUAUAUAUAUAUAUUUGCAGUUUUAUUUCCCUCUGGUACAAAUAAAUUGCAGCUAUAUGCUGGAAAGCUUAAUUUUAUGAUGGUUAGAACUAGGAAAUAAAUUUACUAAAUGAAUUGAAAUGGCAAAAGAUAUAUUUUCUGCUGUGGGUGCUCACAGAUAUGCACCCGGUUUUUUUGUAUAUCUACAAUGAUUGAUUACUAGAUUGAUUGACUGUUGUGACAGAUUUUAUUUAUUCAGAAGAUGUGGCUUUAUGAGGUGUUUUGUGAGAGGGAGGUUUGAGAGGAGCUGGAAGGGGGAGAUUGUGAUGCAGGGCUGUCUCGCUUUUUUUUCCUCAGUCUAUUAAACUCUUGCACUCUUUCUCGCUCCCACAUUCUCUCUUCCUCCCUCACUCCAUCUCUCUGAUCUUCUCUAUCCACCUGCUAACAUCCAUGUAAUUAUAGUCCCCAGUACUAUGUUGUGUUUCAUUAGGAUACAGUGAACCUGAUCUGUUAUCAAUAAAGGAUUGUUAAAGGUU
This is a messenger RNA of Hemibagrus wyckioides, 4567 nucleotides long. RefSeq names its product protein phosphatase, Mg2+/Mn2+ dependent, 1Bb (gene ppm1bb). Gene Ontology annotation, biological process: positive regulation of canonical Wnt signaling pathway; positive regulation of canonical NF-kappaB signal transduction; negative regulation of canonical NF-kappaB signal transduction. Gene Ontology annotation, molecular function: manganese ion binding; protein serine/threonine phosphatase activity; magnesium ion binding. The transcript is spliced from 6 exons. The record is from RefSeq and is a predicted model, not a curated record. Gene Ontology annotation, cellular component: nucleus; cytosol. Lineage: Eukaryota; Metazoa; Chordata; Actinopteri; Siluriformes; Bagridae. Bases 385 to 1533 code for a protein of 382 amino acids.